AUGACCCUCUUCUUUUCCGUCCAAAUGCUCUUCGUCAUUUUUUUGGAAUUUAUGCCAAAAACUUACUGUACUGAUGAUGACUAUUGUUACAAAAUGAAAAACAAAUGUCUGACAGAUUUUGAUCGCACUCCAGAUAGUGCAAUCUGCCCAUAUAAUUCUUCAAAUUUUAACGAAUGUGUCAAGGAAGCGAAAAGAGUGGACUUCCGGUCUGCUCAAUUCGAUUAUCAACAAGAUUGCACUGGUUUAAAACAUUUCUCCUCCUCGACGGCUACAUUCAUCGGAACUCUCCUUGGAAACCUUGUCCUCGGAUAUCUCUCCGAUACCAUUGGCCGCCGUCCCGUCUAUAUUUUCUCGAUUUGUCUCGGUGUCCCAGCUGUCAUUCUAUCGGCUGCUAUAAAUGGAGUCAUGAAUUUCUACAUUUUCCGAUUCAUUGUUGGAUUUGCAGUUGCUGGAACACUGACUGUUGGAUGGACGUAUGCAUCGGAAAUGAUCACUCCGAGUAGACGAUUCCGGUUGAGAACUUUUCCCAAUUGGGCAAACGCCCGUAUGAUGCAAGUGGGAGUGUCUUGGUUGGCUGGUGAAUGGCGUCUCGCUUCAUAUCUGUGUGCAACUCUCUCAGCUACAGUACUCCCAAUGAUUUGGUAUCUCCCAGAGAGUCCCGUUUUCUUGGAGCAAAAGAAAAAGUUCGAGCGAGCCGAGAGGUCUCGAGAGAAAAUUGCAGCGAUCUGUCAGCUGGAAUACGAACCGAAACCACGAGAGGAGAUGGCUGAUUUGAAGAAAAUCACUCCGAUGAUGUUGUUGAGAAGUCCCGUUUUGAGGAGCAACUUUCUCGUUCUUUGUUGGAUGUGGUUCUACGUGGGAAUGUCGGUCUACAUAACCGAUUUGAAUAGUGGAGAUAUGGCCAAGAACUUUUAUGUCGGACAGUUUCUUUGCGGUUUCGUAUUGACUAUUUCCAAGAUUACGAUCGGAAUAAUCGAACCGAAAAUCCCUUGGCUCGGUCGUCGUUUCAUCUUCAUUGCAUCGCAACUCAUCGCCCUCUGUGCCUACGUGACUAUCCUCACUGCUCUCUGGUCGAAAAACAAGGAAUCCUGGUGGUAUACUGUAUCAUACAUCUUCGCGUAUGCUGCACAAUCCCUGUGUCUGGAGACUUGUUAUCUAUCACUUGCUGAGUUGAUGCCAACUGAUGUCCGAAGUAUUGCUGGUGCUCUUAUGAAUAUUCUCAUGAAGAUUGGAACUAUUCUCGCGUCGACUACAAAACCAAUCAAGUUCUGGUAUGAACCAAUGUUAUUCAUGAUUAAUACGGUUCUUUGUACUGCUGGAUUACUCGUUGUUUGGAAAUAUUUACCGGAUGAGAUUAGUGAGAGCAUUGAUGAGGAGAGUUCCACGAAUAAAACGUCUUCUGAAAUUCCAUCGGAUGACUCUAAUUCCCAGAUGACGUCCGUCCUGGAGAGUAGUGAAAAGUCGGAAGUUGUAACAGAGAAAUCGGAGAAAUAG
Molecule: messenger RNA, 1494 nt
Organism: Caenorhabditis remanei
Lineage: Eukaryota; Metazoa; Nematoda; Chromadorea; Rhabditida; Rhabditidae
Exons: 9
Coding region: 1-1494 (497 amino acids)
Biological process (GO): transmembrane transport
Cellular component (GO): membrane
Molecular function (GO): transmembrane transporter activity
Source: RefSeq, a predicted model, not a curated record